GUAGAUCCUCGCCCCCUCCCGAACCUCUCUCUCGGGCACCAUCGCUCUUCUCUCAUUCGCCGAUCGACAAGAUGGUGACGACCCCGUUCAUCCGUGCAGGAUGUGACAGAUACGCUUGCUACAGAGAUCCUCGAUCGACCAUCUUGCCCCUGUUUCGAAGGGCCCAGUCCCAGCGGAUGGUCCACGCCGCUUCCCCGUCGUGACCGUGGGUCUCUUACAGCCCACCAUGCGCUAUGCGCCAUGCAUCAUGCACAGUAUCUGUCUGUAUGACAUCCCGGUCUUCCGCGCUUGAUGGAUUUGAUGAUCGGCCCUGAUCGUUCACGGUUCCCCUCUCCUGGAUCCCGGAGACGAGACGAGUCCCGAGCUUUGCUCUACCCUUUUUGGCCUCGUUGGCUCGAUGGCGUUUGGAUCGAGCUGGACCAAAAGUACCGACCAAAAAGCUAUUCGAUGCCUCUCUCCUUUCCCUUUCCCUUCUUGGCCCUCCUCGUCGUCAACAUAUAAACAUGCAUCCCAGCCCCCGUGUCCGAUAAACUUAGAAUUAACUCAUUGUUCACAUUCACACCCUCGCGUGGAUCUUGAAUCCUAGCUUCGCAUCUCUUUGUCUAUACAUCCUGCCCCUCUCUUAGUUCAUCACCAGGUUUUUCGUUCAUAUACAUUGCCAUUGUUGAUUCGUGACGACCUUUUUGCAACAUCCAUUCAUCUCUGUCAGACCAAUCAUCCCCUGUCGUCGAAUCGUGAAUACUCUCGUGGAGGACAACGACAGUUCCCAACUCGACUCGUUGCUCGUUUUCGUACAUAGACUCGUGUGGCUUUUUAUUGAUCUUCAUUGCACCAACACCCGACAACCUGCACAUAUUCUUACCCUCGCGCCUAUUAUUUGACGAAUAUACACGAUGUAUGAAGAAAUGGGUUCUAUGACUGACGACAUUCCGCGACGCUGCUCGCUCCCUUCUCUGAAAUCGACUGCCAUGACCAACACCAAUCUGGGUGAGGACCGCCGCCUGCCUCCCCUCCCGCGAAUGGACCCUCUGCCUCGUGGUCCCUUCAAUCCUUUCCAGCACAAGGAUACCUUUGCUCCCAGCACCCCGGGAGCCCAGGAGUCGUGCCAAUUCAAGUCCCCUUGGUCGGGCAAUGACCAAAUCAUUGCCCCCCCCUCGCCGGCCAACUCUGCGGAAAGCUCCUGGCAGGAGACAUUUGCAUCUCAAAAGGCUCUUUCCACCGAAUGGCCCACCGAUCUCUCCCAGACCGAGAUCAUGGCGCUGAUCGCACCUCAGAAUAUCAACCGCAAGGCGCCUCUCCAGCAGCUCUGCGGGCGUAAGCGCAAGGGAAGCACCGUCUCGCCCGACCCGGAUGAUCAGCGCGAGAAACACCGCAUCGCCGAGGGCAACCGUCGCAAGAACCUUAGCCAGCUCCACCGCGAGUUGGACAGCCGGGUUCACGACUUCUUCUUGGAGCGCGCUGGAUGGAACCCAUCCAAGAGCCUGCCGCAGUCCAAGGAACACAUCGUUCAAGGUGCCGUCUACCUGAUCGACUUCAUGCUGGCUAUCAUCGUCCACCUGAUCCGCCAGGAGCAAGUCUCCCCCCAACUCUCCGAAAAGCUCCAGCCCCAGGUCCGCUGCAUGCAGCUGCAGCAACUAGUGACGUCCCUCCAACAACAGAACCAAACCACGCAACAACAACUGCGUGCUGCCAAGGCCGAAAACGAUCUCCUGGCUGAUCGCAACCGCGCCCUCGAGUUCCAACUCAAAUCUUACGAGCAAAUGUUCCGCUCCCCGAAGCCCGAAGUUACUACCCCUUCAUUGAUCGAGGUCCCCGAGCACAAGCGCCAGAAGAAGGCACUCCCCGGCCUGCGGGUCUUCUGCGAUGAGAUCGGCGCCAGCAGGGCUUCCGAUGCCAACCCCAUGCAGUCAUAUCAACACCACGACGCCCUGCCCAGCGCCACAUCGCAGUCCUUCGGUAGUUCGUACCUCAGUUCCACGCCACCCAUUACUGGCCCUUCAUCCCCUGCCUUCCCUUCAUCACAGGCCUCAUUCAGCUUUUCGGCUUCUCGCCGUCCCUCUCUGCUUGGCUCACCAUAAGCCAAUCAAUCAAGCCAUUCCAAAACAUCUUGAUCCUGACGUGUCCACGACUACUUGCCAUAUCCCAAUCCGAUUUAUUUCCGUCUUCUCCCGCACGUACCUUCACUCUCCGCCCACCCCCUUGCAGACGGCGGCGUUGAUGGUACACCAACCCUCCAACUUUAUUUCCCCCUGCGUCGCGGGCCUCGAACUUGAUGAGCUUUGCUCGUUUGAAUGCCCGGUUCGAAUCAUCGAAUCACCGAAUCACGUCACAUGCCUGCUUUGUCCUUCUUCAACUUAUGGCCCUUUCGCCUUAGCGUCGCCAUUGUAACACUAUUUGAACUUUCACUUUGCCCUGGUUGCCUAUACAAACUUCCAGCCUAUCCGCCCUAUCCAACCCCGGGAAAGUCGCGACCUCUUCUGCCUUUAUCCCUGUUCGGUGUUCAUUUGUCUAUUUUCCGUUGGUGCGGACCCCGUCUUGUUUCCUUCAUCUUUUCUCUGAUAAUUUCAUUUGUCCCUCCAAAAAUGGGUGGCUCAUUUCUUUCCUCUUUCUCUGUCUCUUUCUUCCCUAUUAUUUUCUUUUGUUUAUUCUUGGCGAUGUGACGAUAUGGAUAUACCAUCUGGUGGUUUAUGUCUCUUCUUUGUCUAUGUUACUGAUAUUUUUUGUUUCCUUUGUGGGUUUCUUGUCUAUAGUUGACUUUCAAUUGGAUAUGAUGAAACGAAAAUUUCCUUCCCUAU
Molecule: messenger RNA, 2795 nt
Organism: Penicillium brasilianum
Lineage: Eukaryota; Fungi; Ascomycota; Eurotiomycetes; Eurotiales; Aspergillaceae
Source: the annotation of a GenBank genome assembly